AGCGAGGGCGCUCGCGCGCGACCCCACGCGGGCAGCGUGCGCGCCAGUGCUGGCGCAGACGGCGCCGUUGCCGUUGCACACGUCCGGGCGGUGCCGGGGGAGGCGCAGCGCGGAGGGGCAGAGCGCGGGAGGCCGGAGGAGCGGCGCCCACUCCUCCCUGCUCGCCGGUACCGGGUGCCCUCCUGCCCCCGCCCCCACCACCAGGCGGCAGUGGGCACAGGACGGGCGGCCGCCUGCUAUUUCCCACAGGCCUGCCGCGCAGGCGCAGUCAUCGACGCUCCCCGUCGCGAUGCUGUCAUGGCACUGA
Messenger RNA from Prorocentrum cordatum, 307 nucleotides. The record is from the annotation of a GenBank genome assembly. NCBI's taxonomy places the organism in Eukaryota, Dinophyceae, Prorocentrales, Prorocentraceae.